AUGAUACUUACGUUCGUGAUUUACACUACAACCAUCAUCGAUGAUAUUUAUGAUUCAUUUGGAACAUCAGAAGAGUGUGAAUUGUUUACCAAGUGGGUAGAAAGAUCAUUCAUGUCUAGUUGGGAUCCAAAGGUAGCUCAUGUUCUCCCAAAGUGCAUGCAAUAUGCAUUGGAAAAAAUCAUGGACUGCCAUCAGAUCAUUGAUAACAAGCUAGCACCGGAGGAGAAAUACCGUAUGACCUACCUCAGAAACUUUACAGUGGAUCUAGUUAGAAAUUACAACAAAGAGGUUAAAAUGCGCAAAGAGAACUUCAUCCCAAGAUCUGUCGAAGAGCAUCUUCAGGUCUCGGCAAGGACUUGCGCAUGCCAUUUGUUGGCUUGCACUUCACUGGUCGGAAUGGAUGAUAUAGCAACAAAGGAUUCUUUUGAAUGGAUUUCGACUGUGCCUAAAAUUGUGCAGAAGCUUUGCAUAAUUGUUAGACUAUUAGAUGAUAUCAUGACCUAUGAGCGAGAGCAGAUGACGCCUCAUGUUGCUUCGACAAUGGAUAGCUACAUGAAACAACACAAUGUCUCGAUUGAAAUAGCACGUCACAAGAUACAAGAGCUAAAGGAGGAAUCAUGGAAAGAUUUCAAUGGUGAGUGGCUAGAGCCUAAUAUUGACCAACCGAGGAAGUUGAUUGAGGCGAUAUUUAACCUCACAAGAACAAUGGAGUUCAUGUAUAACAAAGACGAUAACUUUACUAACUGUAGGAACCUCAAGGAUAUCAUCCGAUUAUUAUUUGUGGAGACUUUUUGA
Triticum turgidum subsp. durum (durum wheat) is the source of this 795-nucleotide messenger RNA. The record is from the annotation of a GenBank genome assembly. NCBI's taxonomy places the organism in Eukaryota, Viridiplantae, Streptophyta, Magnoliopsida, Poales, Poaceae.